This is a messenger RNA of Acanthocheilonema viteae, 1662 nucleotides long. The record is from the annotation of a GenBank genome assembly. Lineage: Eukaryota; Metazoa; Nematoda; Chromadorea; Rhabditida; Onchocercidae.
AUGUUAAAGAAAAGUCCAAGCCCACCAGCAACGUAUGCAAAGUAUUUGGAUGAUUUCGAAGAAUGUGAUGAGACACAGACGAUACCAACCACGAGCUCUACCGGUUUACAUCGAAGUCCCGGGAAGGGCGUUAAUCGCCGACAGUUUUUGUCAGAAGGUUAUAAUAGCACAUUCGGAGAUUUCGAAUCCGUGGAAAGUAGCAAUUUUAGCGGCUUCAUGGAAAAUUCGGCUAUCAGUGAAUCGCAGUACCAAACGAAUGCAACAAAUUUCUAUUCCGACACCUAUAUGGGCAAUUAUGGAACGAAUUCUUUGAAUGACCAGAUAGGCUGCGCGCAGAAUGUUAGCAGCGAGCCAGCAAAGGAAAAUAGGCCCAAAUCAAUUUAUGAAUUAAAAGAACGAGAGAAAGCAGUAAAACAUGUGAACAAAAUUUGUUAUGCGUUCGCGAAAUUCGGAGAUUGUCAUUAUGGUGAAAGUUGUAAAUUUUCUCAUGAUCCGAAUUUGUUAGCCAAGCAACAGCAGUCGCUGCAACGGAUGGUAAUUAAUAAACCCCAGUGUAAUGAAAUAGAAGGCAGUGCGCAAAAACCUUAUAUAAAUGAAAUUGAAAGCUCAAGCGCAACAUGCCAUCAGUUGGAGCAACGUUUAAUUGAAAUUCAACGAGAACUCACGAUGUUAGAGGAAGAAGGAAAAAAGCCAAAGUCUUCAGUGGUUGUACCUCGGAGAAGCCAGUCAAUUUUUGGUAGUACUUCGAGGGCUGCUAUCAAUGUUGGCGGUGAUUUUAUCGUAAAAAUUGGAACAUCAUGUAAUGAUCGACAAGAAAACAGACGGAAUAGUUUUUGUGAAGAAACACAUCAAAACUUCGAAAAAGUGGGAGAUAGUAAUCACAAACGGUUUAAAAAAUCGAGUUUCCUGCCAGAAGAAAGGAUGCUUGCUGUUAGCGACGAUGAUAAUGAAGAAAAUAACAAAAAUGGAAAGAACAAUGAAAAGCCCCUCAAAUUGGACGAUGUUAUUGCCGAUGAAAUUUCAAGUUCUGAUGAUGAAGGGGAUUCAGCACCAUCAGUUAAAAAAACGAAGAUUCUAGUCACUGAAGAAAUUUCUGAUGACUCAGAUGCGAAACAAAGUGAAGUAGGUUCACUUGUUGAAGAAGAUGGUGAAUUGAGUUUAGUGUCCGAAGAUGAAGUACGAUGCGAUCAGAUCUCGGAUGAUGAACAUGAUAAUGGAGGUAUUACUGAACCUUUGGAUCUUACAUCGGUGGUCGAUCCGAAGCAGUUAAUUGAUAUCAGUGAAGAUGAGCUGGUAGAAGAAGAUGAGGGUGCUAGUACAAGUCAAAAAUCGAAAUCUUUACGUGAUAAACUUUGUUUCCCUGACGUUUUUGAUGACAACAUUCUUGUUCUGGAUUGCCUUUCCAAAAAGUUCGUCGAUGAAGUACGAUCUGAAGGUUUUGAUGUGGCAGCGUCGAAGCAACCGAAAAAACUGGAACUAUGCGAAUCUUUGCAUGGUGAUCGCCGCAUGUCUAGUUUGGAACAAAGGAAACAUAUAGAAGAGUAUUUGAAAUCCACUCUAUUGCUGCAGCAGAUGGACGGUGGUAAUAAUAAUAAAGCAUAUACCAAACUGUUAGAGGAGUCUAAACAACUUUGUUAUAAGCGAGGAGAUCAAUCCAUUUGA